Messenger RNA from Lytechinus pictus (painted urchin), 3952 nucleotides. Its product is annotated as CD9 antigen-like. The record is from RefSeq and is a predicted model, not a curated record. Lineage: Eukaryota; Metazoa; Echinodermata; Echinoidea; Temnopleuroida; Toxopneustidae. Bases 146 to 457 code for a protein of 103 amino acids. The transcript is spliced from 3 exons. Gene Ontology annotation, cellular component: plasma membrane.
AGCAAUCAUACACAUAUGCGUUCUAGCUGUUGUACUAUAAGGGUGGACAGUGGAUCAAGUCGUGCGUGCAUGUUUGUGGAUAGUAUACCAAGUUGAGAAUAUAUUUAUAUAAACCUCUUAAAGGAGACACCAAAUCAGAACCAACAUGGCUGACCUGAAGAAGAAGCUUUCAUGGGGUGGAAACUUCUGCCGAGGAAUCCUCUGCUGUUUCAACUUUCUUUUCUUGCUUGGAGGUAUCAUCCUAAUGGCUCUAGGCAUCUGGGUCCUGGUUGACUCCGACUCGAAGCAUCUUACCGCCAUCCUGACUGACAACCUCCACCACACCGCGGCCUACAUUUUCCUCAUCGCUGGCAUCAUCGUCAUGGUCGUAUCGGUGUUUGGAUUCUGCGGAGCUAAGAUGGAAAGCAAGUGCUGUCUGGGAAUGGUUAGUAUCAGAGGCGAAAGCAGGGUUUCAUAAAUGGAACUCCCCACCCACCCCCCCUAAAAAAAAGAAAUCCAAAAGGUUGCCAGCUGUCUCCCCCAUUGAUAUAUAUUAUACUUUUUGUUUAAAAAUUCCCUUCUCUUUGACUCCCCCCCAAAAAAAAAGUUUGAUACGAAUUCAUGAAAAUUGGAAGUGAAUGAGUAUUGCCUUCAUUUUUAUAAAGGAAAUUUUACCUUUCUAAUAAAAGAUAAUGCAAUGUAAUUUUAAGAUUAUUAUCAUUAAUUUCUUUAUUUUGUUCAUUUUCAUUAAAGGUAUAGUGUAUGAUUGGUUGAUCUCAGACAAGGGCAAUGAAUCAAUUUUGAAAUUAUUACAUUCAUUAAAUACCUAUAUUAUUGCUCUAUUUUAUCACGGAAAAGAAACUUGCAUAACUUUUAUAUUCUCAUGAUAUUGAGGGGUGAAACAUAUAUUAUAACAAAUGUCGGUUAAACGAUAAAAGUUUGAACUUUCUUAUUGACGCCCUCUCGGGUUAAAAAAUAAAUUGAUAUUAGAACACCGUUCGAAUCAUGCAUAUUCAUUACGACUCAUGCAUAUUGAUGAAAUACGUCAUGGCGCAUGCGCAGUAUCAAGAAAUCCCCGUAUCAACAAAGUGCAGUACUCUGUGUGUGUAGCUGAGUAGAAAGCAAACAUCGAACGGUGCGUGCAAGCUCAAUGAGCCGAUGCUAGGCGGCUAGCGACAUGCUUGCGCUCUGCAUUAGUUUCAGUUAUAAUCCACUAUUUGCGAUAGCACACACAGGAUAAGAAUACUAUAUUGAGCUAUAUCCAUAAAUGUAUCGUACGCGUGAAAAAGGAUUCAGACACGUUGAUUAUCUGACGUGAAUGACGAAGCAAAGGAUUGCCCAAUACGGCUUACUUUCGGACUCUUAUGUCAUGAAUCUGAAAGUACUCCAAGACUAAAAGAGAUACGAGAAUCCCAGAGAUGGGCAAGGGCCGAGUUCCGAGUUUGAUCUUUAUUCAUGUGGAUUGUAGCUCUUUUAUGCACUUUUCCCUUCAUGUAUAGCUUGGCGUGAUACAUAUACGGGAACUACAGCGAGGCGCUAUAGCGCAGCUCACUGUAUGUAUACUCUGUAUACUGACUCCUUGGCCCUCCCCAAAGGAAAGGGGGAGGGAGGAGAGAGAAGAAAGAAAGAAGUGGAUUGGUGAAAGAGAAUCAGGAGAGCCAUCAUAAAGGGAUAUGGAUACAACAUACCCUAAUUUGAUAUUUUGGUGUUUUUUUAUCUUUCCUGAAUGUUUCAGUCAGUUUCAGAUUAUUUAGAUCCACUCGCAAAGUACAGAGGAGAAAUUGGAAAAAAAAGUUAGACCAAAAAUAUUUAAAACUCUAAACAGACGGCCACCACCAUUCUGUCUACAGCCAAGCAUGAAGGGAAAGGGCGAAGAGAAAAACGAUUACUUUCAGAGCAGGUUCUACGAUAUAAAACAGGGUUUGUUUAAUACGGGGUUAAAUAUAGGCCUAUAGUAAAACAUAACGAAGAUGCAAUCAUAUAUGCCUAUAGUAAAACAUAACGAAUAUGCAACCCCAAUGCGGGGUUAAAUAUAGGCCUAUAGUAAAACAUAACGAAGAUGCAACCCCAAUGCGGGGUUAAAUAUAGGCCUGUAGUAAAACAUAACGAAGAUACAAUCCCAAUGCAACACUUGACUACUCUUCGUUUGUUUAGAUUGAACUCGCGAGGUCAAAAGGUGAGCUGAGAAACCUGUUGAUGCGAAGUACGUACGUGUAGUCUACAUUGUGUAGACCGUGAUAGCAUGAAUGUGACCAACGUACGCAUCAAGUUGCUAAUUUCUGUUAUUUCUGUGCCGAGGUUUUUACCUGACUGCUAAGAAAGCACGAAUGCCUGUGAGCAAGCAACCAGGGGACCAACGGCUCAAGGUCGAACAAGCAGAGUAAAGGCGUCAUGAGUCAAAAAAUGAGGGGGGGGGGCAGACAUGACGUCAGGGACAAGAUUUCUGGGAAAACUCUUAUUUUUGCAUCCACACAAGAAAGCUUGCAUCGAGAUAUGGAAAAAUGAGAAGUUGAGUAUUGCGCGGUGCACGUGCUUCAGAGUUGUGAUUUCCAGGGCCGACCAGCAUGUAGAGUCUUACAACAGAACUUUACAAGGCACGCCGUGGGGCAAAGUGCAACAACGUAUGUGAAAGAAGACUAAGCAAACCUGGAGAAGCAGCAAGGUGCAACAUGUACAAGGGAAUUGUGCAUGUACAUCACGUCUGCUUUGAAAUGUGUACAUGGGUCGCCGAGUUUUUAUGUAGUAUGGGGAGGGGGUGGGGGUAGCCUAUAAUGAUAUAGUAGGGCGCUUUAUACUUUAUACAAUCAUGGACCUAUUAGGUCCAUGCUAUAAUCAAACCAUCAGCACGACCGGUGGAUGGAUGACUGAAAGAAUGGAUGGAUAGGCAUAUAUAAAUGGAUCAUCCAAUUGAUGUAUUUUCCCAAGAAAUGGAUGGUCAAAGAGAAAUGGAUACAAAUGAUGCAGCAAUAGAUAGGGGCACCCCAUGGGAGAUCAACUUGCUACCCCUUCAUAGACAGUAAACAAGUAGAAAGAAUUGAUAAAAAGAUGAAAUUUUAUAACAAAUGAGAGGAAGAAAGGCCUCCGGGAAAGGCCUAUACGCAUACAGAGUGUGCACGAGCAGUUCAACCGUUGAAAAAAUGUGAAUGACUGCGACAUGAGCAGGACAAAGACAUUACUUGCAUCCGGGACUUGCAUCUUGAUUGGCAUAACAUUUUAGACUUAUUUAUCAAUGGAAUUGUAACUCCCAUUUCCCUGCUAUAACUAUAGGAAAAACGAAUGAUAACUGUUGUUUUAUAGACGUGGAAAUUUAUGCUUCAUAUUAGGACCAAAGAGAUUCUGGCGUACGUGUCAAUAUUUCAAAACUCAUGCGGGAAAAUAAUAUAAUCAUUUUUUAUGAUUGAAAAAAAAGUGCCAAGUUCACACUGUCACGAUUUUUUUUUUUGGUGGCGGUGCUGAGGAAAAUUUGACAAAGCAAAAGAAAAACAUUAAAAAAGGUUCCAAUACAAAAUGUUGGUAAUUUUCCUACAUUUAUCCAAUUCGACACCUAUACCAGAAUUCCAGGGGGAGCUGCCUACAUGGAAAAUAAUGCACGCCGCACCCCAUUGUAAAAUCUUGGGGGUGCUUUGCACCCCCGGUUCCAAGGGCCUUAAUUAUAAUCGCGGAAUAAUUAAUCGUAUCAGAUCAGUCGAGGCGAUCGUAUUGAUCGUAUAAAUAGUUGGAAUGGUUCAACUAUGUGGUGAUGUGGCUUUUUUUGCAGGAUUUUUUUGCAUUUAUUGGAAUAAUAUACAAAACAAAUUUACAAUGCUUGAGACAUGAUCAUAAUACAAGUGACAAUCGUAUAUGUAGUGACUGGAGAAAUACAAUAUAUAAAAAAAUAUAUAUAUAAUGAGUAAAAUGCAUAGGCAAACUAUAUACAGUAAGCAAAUAUGUGCUUGAAGCAUAUAGCAGCCAAAAUAAAAAUGAAAUUUCGAAA